CAUGCUUUGGGUUUAUUAUGGCUAGCAUGUUAGUUUUAGGUCAGAUUUAUGGCAGAGAAUGUCAUGCUUAUAAUGUUAUAUGACUACUUCGUUUCUACACCAGGCCCAAAUGUGCUAUAAUAUGUUCAGUCUAUUUAUUCCCAUUUAUAGGACUUGGUUCAUAAUUUUACUAUUUCAAAUGAUAUUAUAUUUUGCGUUUGUGCCUUGUUACUGGCUAUAGUUAUAAUUAAUUGGAUCCUAAGUUUUGGGCUAAGAGCACAGCCCUUUUUAUGAAAUAAUUCCCACAGGGAAAUAGGAAUCAUUUUAUAAUGAUUUGCUUUUAUAACAGUGUUUUUUUAGGGACAUAUUGUGGCAUACAGUAGCCAUUCCUUUUAAAAGGCUCUAGUUCAUCUCUUAUAUGUCCUCCCCAUAUGGCUCGUGUUAGGCCUUGAGGCCUGAGCUCGGGCAUAUGCUAAGAACAAUGAUCAACUGUUGUAUCCUUUCUGUUGGCUCUGCCUUCCACAAAAGAAGAAAACAGUAGAGCACAAUGUUCUUUUCAUCAGUCAUUAGAGCAUUGUCUUUAAAUUCUAUCUCAUAAGAAAGCCAAAUUUGAAAAGUAGACUAGCAAGAGUUCUUCUAGUUGACGAAAGAGAAGAGUCCCUGACCCCUACUCACGGUCUUCCAGCUUUCCUGCAUGCCAGUCACCACAGCCCUUAUUACCAGAUCGGACUCAGCAUCUGGAGGCAGCCAGUCUGAGUCUAAUUCCAGGACCAUCAGCUGCUUGCUGGAAAAAAUUGACCAGGGCACAUAACUCUUUGAGACUGUCUUCUGCAAAACCACGAAGGGUUUUAGUGAUUACACUUCUCUGUCGGUUAUGAAUGCUGUUAAAGCCUAAAUAAUAGUGAUUGAGAUAAAAGAAACUUUUUUCUUGAUUCAAAACAACUGCAAGGGGCUAGAGAAGGCUUGGUUAUGAGCACUGGCUGUUCUCCCAGAGGACUUGGGUUUGAGUCUCAGGAUGUUCUAACCUCAUGGCAGCUCACAACCAUCUGUAACUCUAGUUCCAUGGAAAAUGGUACCCUCCUCCAGGCAAAACACCCACCCAUAUGAAAAUAAAAGUUAUUUGUUUUUGAAAGUUCAGAGUUGGGGGUAUAGCUCAGUGGCACACCACUCACAUAUACAACACCCUGAGUUCAAUCCCCAACAACCCAGAAAAAAUGAAAUAAAUACUUUUAAAAGCUUAAGUGUUUACAGUUGUUGAAGUAUUUUUCUUUUUCCAAAGGUUUGCUACUUGGGUAAAUGUCAGCCCUUUUUAUCUGCUUUGGUUAUAUGCUUCUCCAGUGAGGGUUCCACUGAUAGGAUAACAAACAAAAGCAAGUUGUAAAGGAGAGGGUUUAUUUACCUCACAGCUUCUAGUCCAUCAUGAUGGAAGUCAGAAUAGGAACUCAAGCAGGACAGGAACCUGGAGGCAGUCACCCAAGCAGAGGCCAUGGAGGAGCACUGCUUACUGGCUUGCUGCUCAUGGCUUGUUCAGCUUGCUUUUUUAUACAAUUCACAACCAUCUGCCCAGAGCUGACACCACCCACAGUGGACUGGACCCUUCCACGUUAAACAUGAAUAAAGAAAAUGCACUAGACUCACCUAAAAGCAAUCUGAGGGAGGCAAUCUCUAAAGUGAGGUUCAUCUUCCCAGGUAACUCUAAUCUGUGUCAAGUUUUUUGCUUGUUUGUUCGUUUUUUUGUUGUUGUCUUUAUUUUUAAGUACAAAACAAACCAUGAGGCAAUACAACAUACACUAGCUUAAAUGUGCUAUAACAUAUUGAAUAUAUUUCUUCUUUCUGCCAUUCCAUAUUGGCCACUUUCCGUGUUUACCAUUUAGUAAUUUUAUUCACUCAUAUGUACUGUUUCAAAGUUGUUACAAGAUAGCAAUUCCAGAAAGGAUGCCCAAGAGUUCCCACCUCCAGAAAUUUAACUAGGAACUUCUGAAAUUUUUUUUUCCUUUUUUUUUUCCGGAGCUGGGGACCGAACCCAGGGCCUUACACUUGCUAGGCAAGCGCUCUACCACUGAGCUAAAUCCCCAACCUGGAACUUCUGAAAUGUUAAAGGAAAUUGUCUUCCUACACCAUUUGUUUUGUAUCAUAUUAGCUGACCAUGGCCAACUUUAGCCAAAAUGUUGUUAAAGAAAUCAUUUUGGACCAGUCAGCAGUUUUUUUCUUCUUCUUCUUCUAAGGAUGAGGUAGGAACUCAUGCUUUUAAGAGUAUGGGAUCUCUAGCUACCCCCACCCCAAACGUAUCAGAAUAGUGUUAUUGGAAGUCUGGAAACAUCGGGUGAGUUUGGCUGGCUCUGUGACUGUUCACAUCCCUGCUGAGGGAUGACUGUUACAUGCCUCAGGUAUGAGUGUUUGUGAAGGAAUUGGAGCCUUUAUCCUGAAAGCUUGUUAGGAGGGAGUAAGGAGUGAAUAAAGGAGAAAGUUCUAAUAGAGAAUAAGAAUGGACUUCAUGGGGCUGAAGACAUGGCUCAGUGGUUAAGAGAAGUGCAUAUUGUUCUCCCAGAGAAUGAGAGUUCAAUCCCCAUCACUCUCAACAGGUGGCUCACAACCACCUUAACUCCAGCCCCAGGGGCAAUGACAACUCUAGCCUCUGAGAGCACCUGCACUUAUGUGCACAUCCUCCCCAUAAAGGCACACAUGCGUGCAACUGAGAAUGAUAAAAUAAUGUUCAAAAAGAACGGCAUCGGUGACAAUUAAAAUCUGAACUCCCAAUGUCUCCUUUGGGAGGUUUCGCAGAUGCUCGUGAUUUUAGACAGAAGUUCACACCUAUCAAAAAUGAAAUUAUGGUGAGUUCCCAGAACUUAUAUUUGGAGGCAUUUUCUAAGUGACUCUCCUUUCCAUCAAAAUGGAAAACCAUAGCUUCUCGUGACUGGUGAUAAUUCAGUGAGGUAGAGCUGGUAUUCUGGGGUGAUGUGCAGCUUCAGUGGAUACUUUAUUCCUUGAGAGGAGGGAUGCUAAUAAAAGAAGAUGGCCGAGUAGUAACUGUACUUUCAGUUUAGCACAGGCUCUCAUACAAUGUAAGCAGUCAGUACUGUUGGCAACUUUUAUUAUUAUUGACGAUUUUCUCCAGCACCAGGAGGCCCCGACCUUAAUGGAUGCUUCAGCUAUGGUUCAGUUGUUUGGUCACAAUCUGUGAAAUGAAGUCACUGUCACCCACGUCUGCUUGCAGAAGACACUACUGAAGUCUCCCAGCUCAGUCUGCCAGGAACAGUAUGCUUUUUCCAAUGCAUUCUGGAGGUCAAGGAAAAUUUCAUGCCUCAAGAUUGUUUCAAAGGCAUUUGCAAGAUUGAUACAGUAUCUAUAAAGGAUAUAGAGUUCCUUGGAAGAAAACAGCAAAUUCAAGAAGCAGUGGUUUGUGGUUCUCCUUAUCCCGGCAUGUUGGGAAGGACACAUGAUAAAUGACUCCACCGUUAACAGAAUGCUUAAAAUUCCUGUGUCAGAUAACAGCAUAGCAUGUGUGAAGUUAAGUACUGGAAGUGAUUGAGCAGAUGUUUUCCUGGGAUAAUUUAAAACAAAUUAAUCAAAUUAUUGAUGAUAAUAAUUAAUUAAUCAAUUAUUGAUUACCAGGCUGCUUCUGGACAUCAAAUGCAUAGAUAGAUAGAUAGAUAGAUAGAUAGAUAGAUAGAUAGAUAGAUAGAUAGAUAGAGCAUUAUAUGUAUAUAUUUAGACAUAAUCUAAGCUGUGAGUGUACGUGUCUGUGUGUGUGCACACAUGCACACACAUGUGUGUGCAUACAUAAACAUUGUGAGAACCAACAUCCAAUGUGGUUAUGGGCUUUAAAAUUAAGUUUUCUACGAGCAAAGCAUACUGCUAGGUUUCCACACAGGCUUUUGGUGAGAGGAGCAUAUGAGAGCUUAUCAAACUUACACUAUUAAAAAAAAUACCUUAGCAAUACUCAGAGUUUCUGGUUGGGCAGGGAGAAAGUGCAUGAAAGUUUUUCUUUUUAAUUUUGGACAUGGCCUCAUUAAUCUUUGGUUCUGUAUCCUAUCUGUAAGACUGGGACUAUAAAACCAACUUCAAAGAAUUAUUAUGGAGGUCGAAUGAAAUAAAGUUCCUAAAGUUCCCAAAGUCUGACAUACGACAUGCCAUCAAUAACUCACUUACUUUUAGUUUUGCUUUUGUUUCCUUCUGUACUCAGAUAUGAUGGGUUCACAGCAGUUAUUUGCAUCCAAUCUUACCAUUGCAUAGUGUUUAAAAUAUCUUCUAUCUGAGAAAGAAUCUGGAAAUUGACCUGGUUCCAGCCUGACUAGACAUAAGACCUUGAGUCCUAAUUUUCUUUCUAUUCCUGUGACAAGCACCAUGACCCAAAACAAUGUAGAGAGGUCAGGGCAGGGACUCAAGGUAGGAUCCUAAAGGUAGAAACUGAAGCAGAGACCAUGGAGGAAUGCUGUUUAUUUGGCUUCCUCUCUAUGUCUUGCUUAGCCUGCCUUGUACAACCCUGGACUACUUACCCAGCCCCUGGAUGGCAAUAUCCAUGGUGAGCAAGGCUUUCCCACACCAAUCAUUAAUCAGGAAAAUGUCUCAGAGACUUGCCUACAGACCAGUCUGUUGGAGGUAUUUUCUUGACUGGGGUUCCCUCUUCCUUAAUGACCCUAGCUGUGUCAAGUUGACAAAAAUGUAACCAACAAAAACUGGGCUCUUUGGAAGAGUUCUCUAGGCUGUCCAUAUGCAGAGACCACUGAAACACUGAAAGCAAGGAUUUAGAAAAGCAUUCUGGAACUCUUUUGUAGAAGCCGGCUUCCAAUCAAUUACAGAGCUCCUCCACACUCCUCUAGCAUACCCUUCUGACUUGCUUCUGAAGGUCAACUGGGUAUAGGUAGGCAGAUGGGGCAGAAACACCAUCCAGCCAUAUGAGUAGGACUAUAGCUCUAACACUUUAAUUAAGCUUCAUGUUCAAAUGUUUGUUGAGCUAAAGACUAUGUAGAUAAAGCACGCUACUGUUCUUAGGUUAUGAAAUAUGACAGAGAGAAACAAGCAAAUACUUAUUGUGCCCCUGUCUUAGAGGAUCCAUUCAAGCUCACAUUAUCACAGACAAGAAAACAUGAAGGAGACAGAGUAUAAUAUAACCUCCAAGGAACCAACCCUAGAUCUACUAUGUCUAUCUAACCUGCAUCUUACCACCUGCCCUAUGCUCACUCAGAGUGGAGUCUUUGUUCAUCUCUAAAACCUCAUGAAUGGGGUCUGAACAUCUAUGUUUCUCUCAGCAUUCUUUUAUCUUUCAAGCUCCCACUAAACAAGCCCAUUAGGCUUGUUGUCAGCACUCAAUAGCUUUCCCAGUCCAAACUUCCUAAGUUUCCACAAAAUAGUCCAACAGCAUAAAAGCUACACUGUCAAGUUUGUCAUAGCAACAAUCCCACUUCCUCCAUACCAGUGUUCUAGUUUCAUGUGUGUUGCUGUGGUAAACUAUUCCGUCAACCAGCAAUUUAGAGCGUACAGUUUCAGAUUACAGUCCACAGCUGUGAGGAAGUCAAGACAGCAACUUGGAACAACUAGUUAUAUCACAGCCAUCCAUAGUCAGGACAAGAGAGAAAUUGAUGUGUGAAUGCUCAUAUUCUUGCUUGUGUUCACCAUUCUUAAUCAACAGGAUAUGUAUUCCUGCCUAGGGAAUUGUGCUGCCUGCAGUGGGCUAGGUCUUUCCACAUCAAGUAAUUUAAGACAAUCUCCUACAAACUGCCCACAGACCAACAUAUUAUGGGCAAUUCCUCACCAAGGUUCUCUUUCCAGAUGAUUCUAAGUUGUGUUGUGUUGAUGAAAAUAACCACCACACCCUCCUACCAAGAGAUUAAUCUGUUGAUUAAGUCAGCCCCCAUGAGCUAAUUGUCUCUGAAUAUGCCUCCAUGGACUCACCACAAGAGCUAUGAUGCAUGCAGUAUUUCUUAAUGUAAUCAAGUUGACAAUCAAAAUUAACCAUCAUAGUUUAAUUACCUUUAACUUUCAAUCCACAAACUUUCUCCCAUCUUCCCUUGUCUGAAGAGAAAUUUGUGGCAAUUAUACUUUUAACAUUUUUGAAACUUCCAGAACUUCCUACAAAUACUUCCCUUUGCAUUUCUACCAGCAUUGCAUGAAGGUUCCAAUCUUCCUACAUCCUACCAAACUUUAUUAUUUUCUUGAUGCUGUUGCUGGAGACUAACUGUCCUAAUAGGUAUAUACUGUAUCCUUGUUUAUAAGUGAGGAAUCUGGGGUUUGAAAAUGUGAUGGGUUGUAGUAGAACACUGACCGAAACAUGAUGGUGGAAGAAAUUCCUACACUCCAAUGUCACAGUCUAUCACUUGAAGAGAGAACCAAGAGCUCAAGGCAAGAAGAUAGAAUCAAGAACUGAAGCACAGACCAUGGAUAGACUUUGUUAAAUGGCUUGAUUCCUGGCUCUUGUUCAGCUACUUUUUACAUAGAGCCCAGACCCACUUGCCUAGGGAUGGUACCACCCACAGUGGCCUGAGACCUUGAAGAAUUAGCAAUCCCAUAGACCAAUCGACAAAGAAAUAAUUCCUCUGUUGAGAGCCCUUCUUCAUAGGUGUAUUAAAUUGACAACUGAAUUUAACUUUAAUUUAGUUUAAUUGAACCAUGAUACUCUCCCCUUUGUCAACUUUGACACACAAACAUAACCUUUUCUUUCUUGAUUCCCUCCCCCUGCCAAGGAUCUUAUAUUUAUAUCAUAAUACAAAACACAAUGUAACUUUAAAGCCUCAAAUUCUUUACUAAUUCCAAUGGCUUAACAUUUCAAACUCUCUUUAGGAUAUUAAGUCUUUUAACCAUGGGCUCCUGUAAAAUCAUUUUUAAAAGUCGAAUACUGUAUUAUUCCUAGAGGGGAAAAAACCAGAGCAUAAAAACAAUGACACUUAAGCAAAAUCAAAGUUUAACAUUGUAACUAAAAUCCUGUAGCUGAACGUCUGAGUUCUGUAACUCACUUAAAAUCUUCUGGGUCUUAAAGUCCUUGGGUAGCUCUACUUCUCCAGCUCUGCUCUCUACAGCAUACAAGCCUGUCUCAAAGACUCAGGCUGCCUCCAUUUCAUAGAUGCCUUUGUCUUUGGCAGUCAUCCCACAGUUCUAGCAUCUCCUAUGAGAGUUCACUUCAAUGAUACUUUUCUCCUGUUAUUCAACACUAAUUUUUCUUUUACCCACCUAACCAGCAUUGGUUGUCUCAGUAAAGCAAACACUGGAGUAGUGCUGUCCUGUUACUCAGAGCAGACUGUUUGACCCAAGCUGAAUAGAAACUACAGAUUCUUAAUUCAAAAUAUCAAGAGUCAUGAUGAAAUCUUUAAGGAACUCUCAAACUUCAGUCUGGAACUUUACGCCCAUCGUCUACGUUACCAUUUUCUGCAUUUCAUUAGGCUCUGAGCAUUCAAUGGCUUUUUCAGCUCAAAGUUUCACAGUCUUCCAAAGUCCCUCCCAAAACAAGAUGAUCAGGCCUAUUACAGCAAUGCCUCACUUCUGGAACCAACUUCAGUUUUAGUUUGUUUCUAUAUUGCUGUGGUUGGACACCAACUAGAAAACAACUUGUAAAAGUAAAGGGUUUAUUGUAGCUUACACUUCCAGGUCAUAGGCCAUCAUUGAAAGAAAGCAGAGCAGAAGCUCGAGGCAGGAAGUAAGGCAGAGAUCAUGGAGGAAUUUGAUUACUGGCUUUCCCUCCUUUAUCAAUCAGCUCCCCCCACGGACAUUUCACAUAGGCCAGUCCUACAAAGACGAAAGCCUUAGUUGUCACUCUUCCUAUCAGGUAGCUAUGACCAUGGGUAAAAACUCGACAUCAAUUUGUUUAUGAGUUUCUUCUUGCAUCACCACAGUUCCAGGGACACGGGGACACUGGAAGAAUCACGUUGCAGGAAACCUGUUUAAGAAAGGAACGCCUUCACGCCCAUUCUCAUUUCUAAGAGUCAGCCAAGGAUAGGAAAGCCAUUCUCGCCAAAUCAUUGCCUGGUCAAGAGCACAGCUCAGAACUUUACAUUCUAUAAUUAUGAGUAGAAUCUCUAGAUUCCAGUUUCUCUGCCAUCUCUUGGCCAUUCGCGUGGUUUGUAGAGCUUUUCUUUCUUGUAUCCAUAUGUAGGUCCUCCCUGGGGCCAUUGUGUGUGCUCACUUGUGCAUCCAGUUAGAUUGCUUUGAUGGCAAAGCUAACAAAACACUCUUAUUUGAAACGUGGCAGUGAAAGAGAGGCAUGGACAGAAAUAGAAGCAAUAAAAGCAAAGAGAACAAAAAGGGGAGGGGGCUGGCAGGCUAAUACAACUGGGAUGGCACAUAUUUCAGACCAAAGAAUAUGCUAUAUCUGUCCAUGGCAAAUAGGAAAACAGCAAUCUCCAAAUAGGAGGCCAGACUUAGCACCCACCAUGGGCCAUUACUGAAGUAUCAGAAGGGUUUUAUGUGCCAUUAUCUGACAGGUCACACAGCUAAGACUCAAAAGAGGCGAAUGCCCUGACUGACCCCACAACAAUGAAACGUGAUAGUUCGUGAUCUGGUGACAAUCCCCCUUGAGUUUUUGCAUGCUGCUCUAGCCAGUCACCCCGCUUCAGCCCCUUUCAUGGAAGAUCAUGACCACAGCCACGAAUAAGCAGAGCCAAUGCAGAUGUCUAUUGGCAGCAUGUAAGAUGGGUCAAAGAAAUGUGGCGUUAAAUCAGUUACUUCAAAGGCCACUUUACAAGUGCUUCAGAUGACUCACAGUGCAGUCUGGGGUCCUUGUUUCAUGUCUUUGGUGCUGUGUAAGUUAGGACCAGUGUUUUGACUUCCCUGAAUCUCAGUUUCCUAAUCUAUAAAGUAUGAAUUAACCUAACCUUACAUAGUUUAUAUUGUAAAUAACUAACAACGUAAGUAAGCAGGAAAUGCGCACGUACUGAGCAUUUGAUAUUUGGCAUUAAGAUAUUAUUUACUAUAAAUAAUUUUUUCUGUUCCAUACUAGAGAGAUAGCCAAAGAUUGAGCCCUGCUGGCGGCUUAGUAUUUGGAGGACAGCAGAUAAUUUUAAAGGUCUUGAAGGUGAAAGACAGUUCACUUCCUUAGGUCAUCCAGGAUGGAUUGCGUUUCAGUGAACUACCCAGUUCCCCAGUCUGAGGCUGGAGCCCUUCAGCAAGCCUCUGCAUUGUUCUGGUCAGCAGCCAAUGGUGGAAAUCAGAAGCUGGAUGAUGCUCUUUGGAGAAGCAGUGCGUGUGUGAACGAAGCCAUUGUGUUUGAUUCAAGUUAGGAGCUCCUUAAAUGUAAUCAAACAUUUAGGAUAUGUCUUGAGUGCUGGGUUUUGGAGAGCAAAGGACAAAUAAUUUGCAUCCUUGGUGGGGUCAGAGCUGCCAUGUCUUUGUGGUCUCAUCUGGGUUAUCUAAAAUGCUCCUCUUAUUAAACUGAGAUCCUGAUGUGGGACAAGACCACAGAAGCAAGAUGGCCUCAGUGCUGUAGAUCAAGAUGACACACGGUGUCAAAGUGUGUGAUGUCUGAAGUUGUUACCAGGCCUAAGAUGUACUUGAUGACAACUGACAAAGUCAUUGGUUUGAUGGGUUUCUCUUCCCUGGCAAAGUUGCUGUUUUCCUUUUUAUAAUUAACCUGCUUUAUGAGGGGAAGUGUUUUAAGGCUACCCAAUACCUUGCUUCUUACGUUUAUCUCCUUGUUUUAUUACAUGAAGGUUGCGUGUGGAGGGGGGGAGGAUUCUUCCUCACUUGUGAAAUUUACCUUUAAUUAGAGUUAGACUCUAAGGUGAUAUCAUAAAAUAGAUUUUAGUUAAUGAGAGUGUUCUACAGGUGGUGUCAGAAGUAGAGUGGGCAAAGGGAGAAGUGUCCCUUAGAAGACACAUCAGGAAAGCUUUCUCUAAAAGGGUGACAUUUGAGAUGAGACCUGAAUGACAAAAAAAAAAAAAAAAAAAGAAAAAAAAGCUGGAGCGAUAUCUGAGAGAAAAGUGUUCCCCAUGAAGCGCACUGCAAGAGCAGAAGCAGCGAAGCCUGAGUGAGCAAGGCAUAUUUGAGGCAAGGAAAUCAGUCAGGCAGAGCUGACAUGAAGUGAAUAAGGGCAAACUGGCAACAGAUAAGGAUGCAGAGCAUGGGGAGCCCCCAGCAGGUGAACUCCACAGGGAGGACAAGGAACCACAAAGUCUUUCCUGCAACUUCUUCCUCUAGCUGUGUCCUCUAUCUGUCCUGCCCAAUAGGCUAGUCACUAGCUGUGACUGCUACUUUACUAGGAAUUUGGAUUCAGAUCAAGUUGUGUUUUAAAAUUCACACCCUUAAGCUAUAAUCUCAAGCCACUGGUAGUCACUCUGGCUAAUGGCUACCCUGUGGACCAUCAGAGCUACAAACCUAUCCAUCACAGCAGGAAGUCCCUUAGUCAUAGCUGUCGGGCAUAUCAUCUGCAGGCCACACAAGCCCUUCCUUGUAUUAGUUUCUAUGUGAGAUAUACAAAGAAGUGAGUUAUGACCCUUAGUCCCAGUAACUUCAAGAUUAGUGAUUCAAUGUGUGAGUUAGUGCCAUUCUAGGCAGCAAGCGUUAAGAGUCAUGGCCGCUAUGAUAGAAGGGGGCUACCUAGAUGAGGCAAGGGAAUCAGAAACACUGGGGAAACAGGAGUCUCUUUUUCAAAUGGUGUGGUGGAAAAGGUGAGCUUUCACACACAGAAGAUAAAAGUGGGUCUCUGUCACGCACUCUGCCUGAAAAUCAAUUCCAAAAGCAGAAUGUAAGACUUGAAACUACUAGAGGGAAACAUGGGGAAAUACUUCAAGGCACGCGGUGUAGGCAGAUGGGUCUAAAAUGGACUUGGGAACCGAGAGUGGAUUAGAUGGAAUGACAUGAAAGUAGGAAACCAUGCACAGCAAAGGUCUUCAAUGUGAAACAUUAAAAUAUUGGGGAAAUCUUUGAGAACUAUGUAUCAGUGAGGGGUUCGUAUCUAGCAGAUAUAAGGAAUCCCCCAAACACUAAGUCAUCUAAUCAAUAAAUCAGGCUGUUGAACUAAACAGACAGUUCUCAAAAGAAGAAAUCCAAUACUCUAGAAAUACUGAUGAAAUGCAAAGUCAAACUGCUUUCAGAUUUAAUCUCAGUUAUAAGAGCGACUGACACUACCUAGAAAACAGAUAACAACAAGUUCUGGCAAAGAUUCAGAGAAAUCGGAACCCUUAUAUGGAAGUCAAUAUGGAGGGUCCUCACAGAUCUAAAACCACGAAACUAUAGGAACAACAAUGUUACCCUUGUGCACAUAUUCUGCACAUCCAUUUUUAUUGCUUUUUUUAUAGCCUAGAAAUAGAACCAGCCUAGAUAGCCAUCAACAGAUGACUGGAUAAAGAAAACAACCAAUGGGAUUCUAUUGCAGCCUUGAAGAGAAAUAAAAUACAACAUUUGCAGGAAUAUGAAUAGAACUAGAAAUCUUUAUAUUAAACAACACAAGCCAGACUCAGAAAGGCAAAAACUACAUAUUUUCUCUCACUGAAGAGUUUUCUUUUUAAGAUCUUUAUGUAUCUAUGUACAGGUCACAAAGCCAGAAAGGGGAUCAUGGAAGAGUAAGAAGAAAUCUCGUGGAAGAUGGGCCAUGGAGAGAAAACAGAGUGUACAUGCUUAGAGGGGGGGUAAGGGAGAGAUUCCCUGGGAGCUUGUACCAGAGAGAGCACGAGGAAACAGAAUGGAUGUCACAUACACAUGAAGAUGCUAUGGUGGGGCCCAUUUCUCUGGGUGCUAAACCAAAAGGUUAAUUUUUAAAAAUCAUAAAUUAAGAGAAAGAAAAUGAACCAUUGUCAGGCCCCGGGGGUGGGGGGGAAGUGCCUUAGGCAUCGGAUGACUCAUCUGACAAUUAUAUCAAAAAGGCUCUGUGGUCACGUGUGCUCAGCUGUGAGAGUAGGGUGGUGCAGUUUCUCUGAAUCAAGAGGAAAAAGUUGUGCCUGAUGAAAAGCUGAGUCUGAGCUGAGGCUUUGCAGGCAGCCAGCACACGAUGAAACUGGCAAACAGUCUAGAUUACCUGGAUCUGGCUGUGUGACGGGGAGCGUGAGAGAGAUACUAGCAGACACAGCGCGAAGGGCCUUGGAGCCAAGAUGAAAACUUUUAUCCUUAUCCGAGAGGUGGAUGUCGUGGGGGUUUACCAAAGGCAUCACGUUAUCAGAGCUGUGCUUUCAGGAAGGCUUGCUGGACAGUGCUGCAUGGGAGAGUCGGGCGCCCAGAGAACCCAUUCCGAGUGGCCCUGGAAUACAUCUCGAGUGGAAACCGGAGCUUGUCUGCGGUGGAUUUCUUUGCCCUGAAGAACUGCAGUGAAGGAACAUCCCCAGGCUCCAAGAUGGCCUUGCAGAGUUCCUUCACUUGUUGGAACGGGACAGUCCUCCAGCUCGGGCAAGCCUGUGACUUCCACCAGAACUGUGCCCAAGGAGAAGAUGAGGGUCAGCUAUGCAGUAAACUUCCUGCUGGGUUUUACUGUAACUUCGAGGAUGGCUUCUGUGGCUGGACCCAAAGUCCACUCUCACCCCGUGUGCCCCGAUGGCAAGUGAAGACCCUGAAAGAUACCCAUUCCCAGGGCCACCAAGGCCAUGCCCUGUUGCUCAGCACCACUGACGACCCCACUUCAGAAAGUGCAACAGUGACCAGUGCUACAUUCCCCGCACCAAUGAAGAGCUCUCCUUGUGAGCUCCGGAUGUCCUGGCUCAUCCGUGGGGUUCUGAAAGGAAAUGUAUCUUUGGUGCUGGUGGAGAACAAAACUGGAAAGGAGCAAAGCCGGACCGUCUGGCAUGUUGCCACCAAUGAAGGCCUAAGCCUGUGGCAGUGGACAGUGUUGUCGCUCCUCGAUGUGACUGACAGGUUCUGGCUGCAAAUAGUCACAUGGUGGGGCCCAGGAUCCAGGGCAACCGUGGCAUUUGACAACAUUUCCAUCAGCCUCGACUGCUACCUCACCAUCAGUGGGGAGGAGAAAAUGUCCCUGAAUGCAGUACCCAAAUCCAGAAAUCUGUUUGAGAAAAACCCAAACAAGGAGCCAAAACCCUGGGCAAACAUAUCAGGACCAACUCCCAUCUUCGACCCUACAGUUCACUGGCUGUUCACCACAUGUGGGGCCAGUGGCCCUCAUGGCCCCACACAGGCACAGUGCAACAACGCCUACCAGAACUCCAACCUGAGCGUGGUGGUGGGAAGUGAAGGGCCCUUGAGGGGCAUCCAGAUUUGGAAAGUGCCAGCUACUGACACCUACAGUAUCUCAGGCUAUGGAGCAGCUGGCGGAAAAGGUGGGAAGAACACCAUGAUGCGGUCCCAUGGCGUGUCUGUCCUGGGCAUCUUCAAUCUGGAGAAAGAUGACACGCUCUACAUCCUUGUCGGUCAACAAGGGGAAGAUGCCUGUCCCAGGGCAAACCAACUAAUCCAGAAAGUAUGUGUCGGCGAGAACAAUGUGAUAGAAGAAGAGAUCCGAGUGAACAGAAGCGUUCACGAGUGGGCAGGAGGAGGAGGAGGUGGGGGUGGAGCCACCUACGUGUUUAAGAUGAAAGACGGCGUGCCCGUGCCCCUGAUUAUUGCGGCCGGCGGUGGUGGCAGGGCCUAUGGGGCCAAGACAGAAACGUUCCACCCAGAGAGACUGGAGAAUAACUCCUCAGUUCUAGGGCUGAACGGCAAUUCCGGAGCCGCAGGUGGUGGAGGCGGCUGGAAUGAUAACACUUCCUUGCUCUGGGCCGGAAAGUCUUUGUUGGAGGGCGCCGCCGGAGGACAUUCCUGCCCCCAGGCCAUGAAGAAGUGGGGGUGGGAGACAAGAGGGGGUUUCGGAGGGGGUGGAGGGGGGUGCUCCUCAGGUGGAGGAGGCGGAGGAUAUAUAGGUGGCAACGCAGCAUCAAACAAUGACCCCGAAAUGGAUGGGGAAGAUGGGGUUUCCUUCAUCAGUCCAUUGGGUAUCCUGUAUACCCCGGCCUUAAAAGUGAUGGAGGGCCAUGGGGAAGUGAAUAUCAAGCACUAUCUAAACUGCAGCCACUGUGAGGUAGACGAAUGUCACAUGGACCCCGAGAGCCACAAAGUCAUCUGCUUCUGUGACCAUGGGACCGUGCUGGCUGACGAUGGUGUCUCCUGCAUUGUGUCGCCCACCCCGGAACCCCACCUGCCGCUCUCAUUGAUCCUCUCCGUCGUGACCUCUGCCCUGGUGGCCGCUCUCGUUCUGGCAUUCUCCGGCAUCAUGAUUGUGUACCGCCGGAAGCACCAGGAGUUGCAAGCUAUGCAGAUGGAGCUGCAGAGCCCUGAGUAUAAGCUGAGCAAGCUACGGACCUCGACCAUCAUGACAGACUACAACCCCAACUACUGCUUUGCUGGCAAGACUUCAUCCAUCAGUGACCUGAAGGAGGUGCCUCGGAAAAACAUCACCCUCAUCCGGGGCCUAGGCCAUGGCGCAUUUGGGGAGGUGUAUGAAGGCCAGGUAUCUGGAAUGCCCAAUGACCCAAGCCCUCUACAAGUGGCUGUAAAGACGCUGCCGGAAGUGUGUUCAGAGCAAGAUGAGCUGGACUUCCUCAUGGAAGCUCUGAUCAUCAGUAAAUUCAACCACCAGAACAUUGUCCGCUGCAUCGGGGUGAGUCUGCAAGCCCUGCCCCGCUUCAUCCUGCUGGAGCUCAUGGCUGGUGGAGACCUCAAGUCCUUCCUCAGGGAGACACGUCCUCGCCCGAACCAGCCCACCUCCCUGGCCAUGUUGGAUCUUCUGCACGUAGCUCGGGACAUUGCCUGUGGCUGUCAGUACCUGGAGGAAAAUCACUUUAUCCACCGCGAUAUUGCUGCUAGAAACUGUCUGCUGACCUGUCCGGGAGCUGGGAGGAUAGCGAAGAUCGGAGACUUCGGGAUGGCCCGAGAUAUCUACAGGGCCAGCUACUACAGAAAGGGAGGCUGUGCCAUGCUGCCAGUGAAGUGGAUGCCCCCGGAGGCCUUCAUGGAAGGAAUAUUUACUUCUAAAACAGAUACAUGGUCUUUUGGAGUGUUGCUGUGGGAAAUAUUUUCUCUUGGAUAUAUGCCAUACCCCAGCAAGAGCAACCAGGAAGUUCUGGAGUUUGUCACCAGUGGAGGACGGAUGGACCCACCUAAGAACUGCCCCGGACCUGUAUACCGGAUAAUGACUCAGUGCUGGCAGCAUCAGCCUGAGGACAGACCCAACUUUGCCAUCAUUCUGGAGAGGAUCGAAUACUGCACCCAGGACCCCGAUGUCAUCAAUACAGCUCUGCCCAUCGAAUAUGGCCCCGUAGUAGAGGAGGAGGAGAAAGUGCCCAUGCGCCCCAAAGACCCUGAGGGGAUGCCUCCUCUGCUGGUGUCUCCCCAGUCUGCGAAGCACGAGGAGGCGUCCUCAGCCCCCCAACCCUCAGCCCUGGCAGCGCCAGGCCCGCUGGUGAAGAAGCCCUCGGGUGCAGGCGCGGGAGCGGGUGCCGGUCCGGUGCCCCGAGGUGCAGCCGAUCGGGGCCACGUGAACAUGGCGUUCUCUCAGCCCAACCCUCCCCCAGAGCUGCACAAAGGCCCGGGCUCCAGAAACAAGCCGACCAGCCUGUGGAACCCCACCUACGGCUCGUGGUUCACCGAGAAGCCAGCCAAAAAGACCCAUCCCCCACCGGGCGCGGAGCCGCAGGCCCGGGCAGGAGCGGCGGAGGGUGGCUGGACCGGGCCGGGUGCGGGGCCCCGCAGAGCCGAGGCUGCGCUGCUGCUCGAGCCGUCGGCGCUCAGCGCCACCAUGAAGGAGGUGCCCCUGUUCAGGCUGCGCCACUUCCCCUGCGGCAACGUCAACUAUGGUUACCAGCAACAGGGUCUCCCCUUGGAAGCCACUGCUGCCCCGGGGGACACCGUGCUGAAAAGCAAGACUAAGGUCACCCAGCCAGGGCCCUGAGCCCGGCGUCCCACUAGCUUUUCUCCCUGGCUGGAGCUGAAGCCCACCGGGAGGGAGACGGACAGAAUGACUCCACCACAAUUCCGAGACCAAAUGUCACUCACUUUCAUUUUUGUGCCAACUUGUUUUGAAGUGCCACAUUUAAAAGAGAAAAAGAAGAAAAAAAAAAGAGGAAAACUUGUUUUCAAGAUGUGUUAGAAAGGUUUUUGAGCAUGGGUUCAUCCAUCCUCAAAGAAGAAAAUGCCGUUCUUAAGAAAGCGAUCAGUACAAGGCCCAGAUUGGUUGCGUAGUUUUGGUGCAUGAUCUGCUGUACAGUCCCCUCAGGCUUCUUUCCGAUUUGUGUGUGCUCUCUGCUUCCGUGUAGUCAGAAAUAGCUGCCUCCAUGUCUCAUAGGGGGAGUCGUAGGUGUUUCCUUGCCUUGUGGAUAUGAACCAUUCGAGGGGCGAGGGAACAGAAAUAAAGGAAUUAAUUUCAAUGACUCAGCAUGAGGAGAGACGUUAUUUACGUGGAAAAGAAAUAUCAUACACUGUCAUCGCUGUGGGUGGUGGUUAGAGGCUUUUAAUUGUUCUAACUCAUUGCCUAUUGUAAAAAAAAAAAAAAAAAGCCGUGACUAGUUCAUAGUAUAGUGAAAAAAGUGUAUAUAUUCAUCUAAGCGAAAUGCAGCCAUCGCAAAUGCUUUGCAUAUGAAACUCCAGUAGAGACGCAGCGAUUCAAACACCCUGUUAACAUACCUCAUGCCUUAAGAAAAAAAUUCUUCCUACUAAAAGUAAAAAUACCGCGUGUGAGGUUUCCUACUGGAUUUAAAACUCAAGACUGAAAUUACUUACUUCCACACUUUCCAUUCAUUCAGAUCUGAUCACUUUUUAAAACUCAAGUAGCAGCCGUCCAUUGAAAGCAUAGGAAGACACACAUUUGUGGACACGUAUAUCAAUACAUCUGAGGCUCGACCCUCCCCGAGGUCCUCCCCUCCUCCGUGAUGCACUGGGCCUUCCAGUGGUCUAGACCCUGGUUGGUCCUUCCCCAGUUCUCCCAAGCUCUCUCUUUCUCCCUUAGCCAUGAGAUCCUGGUUUGCUGGGAAUACAAAUAUGAUUUAAUACUCAUAGCAUAAUUCAUAUAGAUCUCCAAUACUGAUUAUGACAAAACAUUUGGAAUUAAAAAAUUGCUUGGAGAGUUGAGGAUAGUACUGUGUUUCAGUGGGUGUUCUGAACCUGGCUUUCACAGAUGAGAUUUAUUUCUAUGAAAUGCAAUUGGGAACCCAUUAAAUGUUAUACACAUGCUUAUGCAAUACCGAGUUUACCUAUGUUUUCAUGUUCCUUUUCUCUCCUUCUGUAUCCUCCUGCCCAUUUUGUUCCUGGUGGGAGCCAUGAUGAAGUAUUUCUUUGGGGUGAGACAUUUUUGUUACUUGCUAGGUACGAAGCAUUUCCAUCAGAGGGACUGCGCGUGCGUGUGUGUGUGUGUGUGUGUGUGUGUGUGUGUGUGUGUGUGCCUUUCUCCUCAUCUUCCCCAUUUUAUCCACUGCAAAAGUGUCGUUUUGAGUGUAGGAGAGCCAUUGUGUUCUAAUAUGCCAAUUCCAGACAACGGUUCAGUUUCCACAAGGCAGUUAUCUGGCCCUUGAAUUGAUUCUGAACAUCUAGAGAUUCUUUUAUACUCCAGGGACUUCUUUCCCAGAACUUCCCAAAACAUUUCCCAUGGGACGUCCCUGAAGCUGGAAGACAGGCGUGCAACUGUGAAUAACAGUUCUGAAAAAAAAAAAAAAAAACAAAAACAAAAAAACAUGUUAUCGGUAAAGUUUUGGUUUGUGCAAAAAAAAAAAAAAAAAAAAAAAUAGGCACACGACCAAAAAACCUUGUUCCAGCUCACAAACCACCCAAAGGGAUUCCAGAGUCUCGCUUUGAGAAACACUGCCCCGAAGGCUGACGCCAGAGGAGCUGUCUGUAACCGAGAAAACAGCUCAGCAACAUCGGUAGUCACUAACCGACUAGGCAGGGAGCAAGCUCUGUUGUUAAUGGGGGAAUUUUGCCCCUUUUCGCUCUAAAAAAAACUACAGAUUCAGGUUGUGCCUUACUACCACUGAUGGAUUUGUUGCUUUUCUCUGUCUUUAUUGGUAUCAAUCAAUGUUCAUGUAAAUGAUGGUCAAACCUUCAAGCCUGUGUACAUGGAUAAGUAAAUAAACAGCUCCAUACUGA
Rattus norvegicus (Norway rat) is the source of this 17955-nucleotide messenger RNA. RefSeq names its product ALK receptor tyrosine kinase (gene Alk). The record is from RefSeq and is a predicted model, not a curated record. Gene Ontology annotation, cellular component: protein-containing complex; plasma membrane; membrane. Gene Ontology annotation, molecular function: protein kinase activity; receptor signaling protein tyrosine kinase activator activity; identical protein binding. Gene Ontology annotation, biological process: positive regulation of dendrite development; nervous system development; negative regulation of lipid catabolic process. Lineage: Eukaryota; Metazoa; Chordata; Mammalia; Rodentia; Muridae.